UUAGAAACUGCCGUAGCGCCAUGGCCUGCCCGGACGAUGUUGAGAUUGGCUUCUUGGAUCGCGUUCAAUCCCAUCAUCCUUUUCCAGCCUCUCCUACCGUCGUCCCUCUAGCCUACCACCACGGCUUCUCCCUUCACAAUCCUUCCUGAACCAGCAGGUUAUUUCCUGACUCCAUUCCUGUUCCCCCUUCAUUUAGCCUCAAGUCCGCUCGGAACGAUAUUAUGGCUGCACCUGCUGACGCGGAUCCGUUCGAGCGUCUCAACGAUGGCCUCGUUCGUGCAAUAUUCCGCUGCGUCGUGCAACUGCCUCCCGACCCAGUAACAUCGUGUUGUUAAUACGAUGACCACCGCGCCACGCGCCCAGCCUACUACGCCGCUCCGUUCUCCCACGCGCUCGUAUCUCAGCGGUGGCGUCGCCUCGCGGAUGAGGUGCACUCAUCCAUCCAUGUGACUGAUCGGGGUAACCCCGUUCGGCUCGGCGCGACGGAUUUCAGGCGAAUCUCCUCGUCGCAGCUCAUCGGCGCAGUCCACCGCAUGCCGAGCCUCACGCAGCUUGAAAUCGACGAUCGGUUUCUGGACUCUUUUUCGGACGAUGUGGUUGCGUACCUCGCAAACGCCUGUCCGGGUCUUCAGCGCUUUAAUCUCCAGACCUUCGGCAAUUCGGCUGACUCUUGGACGGGGCAAGGGUUCCUUUCGAUCUUCCAAGCCUGUACCCGUUUGGAAGAGCUGUCCUGCACCGUCACCCCACGCUUCCGCCAGCCAUUUCGAACUUGACGGGGCUCGUCCGGCUUUACUUCCAUUCAGAACGGUUGGAACGCCUACCUGAAGAAAUGGGCACGCUUCGCUCUUUGAAGUCGUUCGGUCUGGGAGCAGCUCGACUCACAUCGCUACCGAAUAGUUUCGGCAAUCUGACCAACUUAGAAGAGCUGCAUCUGCUGGACCUCAUGAGCGUUCAUUCACUGCCAGAGACCAUUGGGAAGUUGUCAAAGCUUUCCGUUUUCUGUGGCAGGGAACUUUUUCAGAUUCAGAGGCUGCCUGGCGCCCUGUGCGAGUGCACUCGCCUGACCUGCCUUGACCUUUUCGCACCCCCGCCUCUCCUCGCUGCCUCAACGAUUUGGUAAUCUACGGAAGCUCCGCCACCUGCAACUCUCGUCCUGCUUACUCUACAACCUGCCACCGUCCAUAACGCAACUGGCGUCUCUCGAGGUGCUCGUCCUCCAAGCUUAUAUCUGUGAGCUGCCUGAGGACUUGAGCAAUCUGCCCAGGCUUCAGGAACUGGUUUUGGAUGGGUGCACACUGCUCACUCACCUGCCCUCCGCUCUGCCCCAGAUCCCUCGUCGUCAGCACCUCUUUCUCAGAAAUUUCUGUCACCUUCAUUCUCUACCGGACAAUCUUGGAGACCUGCAACAAUUGGUCACCCAAAACCAUUUCAGUCACUCACAAUUGGUCGCUGUGGUUCCCUCCAAGUGAUUCCCGAAUCUCUUUCUCAGGCUCCUGCAUUCGAGAGUCUCAGGAUUUCCGAGAGUCCGAACCUCUUCGUGCCCCCAAUCUUACGCCGCUUUACCGGGCUUAAAGCGAGAGGUUAUAAUAGUGACCCCUCUUUCUAGUUGGGCCCAACUAGAAACGACCCAACAGUGACUAUGUUUUUGGAGGGGCGGGCAGCAGCCCCCGUUUUUUACCAAGCCGUAGGCCACGAAAUCGAAUCGCGCUUGCGACCUUUCGCACUGGCGACAGAUUUUACGACCACAGAUUCGCGCAGUUGGCAUUUCGACCAAUCGGGGCCCAGCCUCGUUUUUGCCGGAGUAGUGAACCUCGGUCCAGCUUGAAAUUCGAGUUGGGCCCAUUUGGUGCAGCUUACAGGCAGUGGGGCUUGGGCGACAGUGUCAAACAUAUGUAUAACAUAUAUUUGUAUAGACUGUAUAGGGUCACC
This is a messenger RNA of Closterium sp. NIES-67, 1929 nucleotides long. Lineage: Eukaryota; Viridiplantae; Streptophyta; Zygnematophyceae; Desmidiales; Closteriaceae. The record is from the annotation of a GenBank genome assembly.